ACGAACAAACGCUGCCCUACAAAGCACAACCCAACACAACACCCUCUCCUCCUUAUAUAACUCUCAUCUCUCUCUGUCUCUAUCUCUAUCUCAGUGUGAUUCAAUCUUCAGGAAUCUCAGAUCUCUUUCUCUCGCUCUCUCUCUAUAUAUCUUAUUUUGAUUUCAAUUCUUGUUUUUUCUCUGAGUCGCUCCUCUUUCUCUUUUCUUGGUUCGAAUCAAUGGCGUCUGCUACUGGAAACUCCAUUUGCAUGAAGCUCGUUUCGUGCUCUUUGAAGCCGACCCAGCCAUCAAACAGCGGAAUUUCAAGUCUGAGAUCAGUCUCAGUGCCUAUCAAUACGAAAGGCUAUCCAUCUCUUGUAUCACGCCGAGGUUCAUCUCGUAUUCAGGUUUUCUGUGCGGCCAAGCCCGAGACAGUGAACAAGGUCUGUGCAAUAGUGAGGAAGCAGUUGGCACUGCCAGAUGACUCUGCUGUUACAGGAGAGUCUAAGUUUGCUGCACUUGGAGCUGAUUCUCUCGAUACGGUGGAGAUUGUGAUGGGGCUUGAGGAGGAAUUCGGGAUCAGUGUGGAGGAAGAGAGUGCUCAGAGCAUCACCACUGUCCAAGAGGCUGCUGAUAUGAUUGAGAAGCUCAUUGAGAAAAAUGCUGCUUAAAAAGAAAAUUAGCUUUUAAGACUCCCCUAAGAACCAAGUACACUUUCAUGAAGAUGUUGUUGGUGACUCGUGUGGCUUUGCCAUAGUUGAGGAGGACUCCCUACUUAGUAGAUGAAUUUGCAAGUUUUGCAUGGGAUUUUUCAUUCUAAGUUAUUGUUUUUGGCCUGAAAUGGAACUUGCUGCUUGUGCA
This is a messenger RNA of Rhodamnia argentea, 840 nucleotides long. Its product is annotated as acyl carrier protein 1, chloroplastic-like. Gene Ontology annotation, biological process: fatty acid biosynthetic process. The coding region runs from base 219 to 650 and encodes 143 amino acids. The transcript is spliced from 4 exons. The record is from RefSeq and is a predicted model, not a curated record. Gene Ontology annotation, molecular function: acyl carrier activity; phosphopantetheine binding. Lineage: Eukaryota; Viridiplantae; Streptophyta; Magnoliopsida; Myrtales; Myrtaceae.